Penicillium arizonense is the source of this 1059-nucleotide messenger RNA. RefSeq names its product pyridoxamine-phosphate oxidase PDX3. The record is from RefSeq and is a predicted model, not a curated record. NCBI's taxonomy places the organism in Eukaryota, Fungi, Ascomycota, Eurotiomycetes, Eurotiales, Aspergillaceae. The transcript has 2 exons. Gene Ontology annotation, biological process: pyridoxine biosynthetic process. Gene Ontology annotation, molecular function: FMN binding; pyridoxamine phosphate oxidase activity. The coding region runs from base 1 to 1059 and encodes 352 amino acids.
AUGGACCACGAGUCUCAGAGUGAUAUCCGCCGUCCGAAGAAGCUCAUCUUCGCACCAGGGGACAUACCCCCAACCCCAGGCCUAAAGGCCAGCACAAUCCCACAACCCCAAUUCCAAGACCAAGAUGAACCCACCACCCCAGACCUGCGCAGCGCAACCUCCACCCCAACCUCAACAACGGAAACCCAAAUACUCUCCAACCCGUCCCGCGCCCACCAAUUCACAACAAACCCACCCCUAACAAUCUCCCAAAUCCACAAUACAAACCCCCUCCACCAAUUCCACACCUGGUUCCGCGACCCGCGCCUGGUAGCAUCCUCCGCGCCAGAAACAUGCACAUUGGCCACGGCAUCCAUGCCCUCCGGCCGCGUUAGUGCCCGAGUCGUUUACCUCAAGGAACUGGAUGAGCGUGGCUGGGUCGUGUAUAGUAACUGGGGCAGUCGUGAGGGGAAGGGGGGACAAGUAUUCGGCACUGGAAACGGGGAGGGGAACGAUGACACAUUAGCCGCAAUGCCAGAACCAGACUCGAUCCAGCAGGAAAUCGGAGUAGGCAACAAAUGGGGCGCGCUUACAUUCUGCUGGUUGAAUGUCGAGCGUCAAGUCCGCGUUGAGGGACUACUCGAACCGCUUAGUCGGGAGGAGAGCGAGUUGUAUUGGCGGACGCGCGAGAGGGGCAGUCAGAUUGGUGGCUGGGCGAGUUGGCAAAGCCGUGUGCUUUGGGAUGCUGAUCCGGAGAUGUUAACUGAGCGGCAGAGGAGAAAGAGUGUGGCGGUCUUGCAGGAGGGGGUUGCUGGGAUUGUUCCGGUUGAUAUUGAGGAGACGGAUAUUGAGGAUGGGAGAGCUUUGCUUGAGGCGAGGGUUAAGGAGAUGGAGGCCAGGUUUGAGGGGGUCAAGGAUAUUCCGUUGCCACCUUUCUGGGGCGGUGUUAGGCUUGUUCCCGAGUCUGUGGAGUUUUGGCAGGGGAGAAGGAGUCGCUUGCAUGAUCGGUUUAGGUAUGUUCGUGUUGGGGGUGAACAUGGCGAGGGCGCGAGGUGGAGGGUUCAGAGGCUUUCGCCGUAG